AUGUCUUCCAGCAGAUCCAUCGAGAUAGUUCCCCGAAGGAACACAGAACGAGGUCACGCAGAUCACGGCUGGCUCAAAACUUUUCACACAUUUUCGUUCUCAAAUUACCAUGACCCAAAACACGAGUCUUUUGGUUCUCUCCGUGUCUUGAACGAGGACCGCGUAGCGCCUCGCACUGGUUUUGGAACUCACAGCCAUCGCGAAUAUGAAAUUUUUUCGUAUGUGAUCAGUGGCGCGCUAGAGCACCAAGAUUCUAUGAACAACACUGAAAUACUAUCUCGCGGCGCCAUUCAGUUGACUUCCGCUGGAACUGGCAUCUCCCACUCCGAGAAAGCCCAUGGCUCUGAAGAGGUGCACUUCUGUCAGAUAUGGGCAUCUCCUCGUCCCGGAGAAGGCAGGGGAAAGCCCGCAUACUUCACCAGACAUUUCAGCGACCAAGACAAGCGAAACCAAUUCAGGCUUAUCGUCGCGCCUUCCGAUUCGUCUGAAGUAUCGCUCGAGAGGGAGGCAGAUGGCCCUGCUCCUAUUCGCUCGCAGCUCCGCGCAUAUGCGUCGCUCAUGGACCCUGGUAUAUCCCUCGCGCAUGCAUUUCACCCAAGUCGCAGUCCUGAGGGACGCAAGGCAUACAUUCAUGUCGUUCAAAAAUCUGGAUACAAUCCUGGUAACGCCAAGGGCGUCAGAUUGCGCGUUGGUGCUCAAAUCGAGGGGCCGAUAAUUGAGCUUAGAGAGGGAGAUGGCGCAUAUCUAUUCGUAGGAAAGGAUGCUGAGUUGAAGGUCGAGAACGCGGGGGAAGACGCGGUUGAGUUUUUGUUAUUUGACAUGGAGUAA
Messenger RNA from Suillus bovinus, 828 nucleotides. Its product is annotated as RmlC-like cupin domain-containing protein. The record is from RefSeq and is a predicted model, not a curated record. The coding region runs from base 1 to 828 and encodes 275 amino acids. NCBI's taxonomy places the organism in Eukaryota, Fungi, Basidiomycota, Agaricomycetes, Boletales, Suillaceae. The transcript has 4 exons.